AUGGCCGUCUCAGACAGAUACUCCCUCGCCGUCCUCAUUAUCUUCAUCACCCUUUCUAUCCCCACACUAUUCGUCACAUUUAAACACGGCGUACGAGGAUGGGCAAUUCUCGGAUGGGGCUAUCUCUUCAUAUUUUGCAGUUUGAAGAUUAUCGGCUCAGGCAUGGCCUUGGGCGACCCUGAGAGCAGCGGCGCCACCAUCGUCUCAAGCGUCGGCUUGUCACCUAUCCUACUCGCACUUUCUGGUGUUCUACAUGAAGCUCGAUUCUACCACAUCAGCCCCUCUAAGCGCAGCGCAAAUCACAAGCGAGACCUCAUUUUCGUCCUCAUGUUCCAUAUGUUCACCAUGCUCGGCGUCGUCCUCAUCGCGAUUGGCAUGUCCCGCCUCAUGAAUCACGCCCCUCUCGACGACGUCCCCAAAGGCUGGACCCUCGCCAAGGUCGGCGCCGUUAUUCUCUUCCUCAGCUGGGUAACUCUCGCUGCAGGUGCCGCCUUGACCGUUUUUCAAGGCUACAUGCGCAAUGAUGGCCGCCCUCAGAAAAAGUCCGCCGUCAUGCUCCUCACAGCAGUCCUCUUCGCGCUGCCGUUUGUGGGCGUGAGAGUCAUCGCGACGCUGGCAUAUGUCGCAUCGGAGAAUAGCUCGCUCAGCGCCGCGACGGGUUCUGUGAUGGUGAAGGUGUGGCUGUAUCUCUUUGAAGAGCUGGCUGCUACGCUCAUUCUGGUGAUCAACGGAAUCCUGGCCAGAAAUGUGAAGAAGCUUGAUCAAGAGACACGGACGCUGGACGUGGAGCAACGACAGGCCUACGAGCGGAAAUAG
Messenger RNA from Colletotrichum costaricense, 816 nucleotides. RefSeq lists its product as uncharacterized. Lineage: Eukaryota; Fungi; Ascomycota; Sordariomycetes; Glomerellales; Glomerellaceae. The transcript is spliced from 2 exons. Bases 1 to 816 code for a protein of 271 amino acids. The record is from RefSeq and is a predicted model, not a curated record.